Molecule: messenger RNA, 1020 nt
Organism: Manis javanica (Malayan pangolin)
Lineage: Eukaryota; Metazoa; Chordata; Mammalia; Pholidota; Manidae
Gene: BCL7B
Product: BAF chromatin remodeling complex subunit BCL7B
Source: RefSeq, a predicted model, not a curated record
UUCCUAGCGCACGCGCGCACGGAGGGGGCGACGACUGCGGUGACGUUACUGCGGCGGGCAGGCGGCAGCGCGUGUGGCGCGUAAUUUCCCCGUGUCUUGGGAGCAGUGCCUGGGCCCCCGCUGCCCACGCCGCCGCAAUGUCGGGCCGGUCCGUCCGGGCCGAGACCCGCAGCCGGGCCAAGGACGACAUCAAGAAGGUGAUGGCGGCCAUCGAGAAAGUGCGGAAAUGGGAGAAAAAGUGGGUGACUGUGGGUGACACAUCCCUUAGGAUAUUUAAGUGGGUUCCUGUGACAGACAGCAAGGAGGUAAGUGUGGAAGAAAAUCAAAACGACAAAAAGAAAGAAAAGUCCAAGUCGAACAGUUCAGCAGCCCGGGAACCUAAUGGCUUUCCCUCUGAUACCUCAGCCAAUUCCUCUCUCCUUCUUGAAUUCCAGGAUGAAAACAGCAACCAGAGCUCUGUGUCUGAUGUCUAUCAACUCAAGGUGGACAGCAGCACCAACUCGAGCCCCAGCCCCCAGCAGAGCGAGUCCCUGAGCCCAGCACACACCUCUGACUUCCGCACAGAUGACUCCCAGCCUCCUACGCUAGGCCAGGAGAUCCUCGAGGAGCCCUCUCUGCCUGCCUCGGAAGUUGCUGAUGAACCUCCCACCCUCACAAAGGAAGAACCAGUUCCACUAGAGACACAGAUUGCCGAGGAAGAGGAAGACUCAGGUGCCCCACCCCUGAAACGCUUCUGUGUGGACCAAGCCACAGUGCCGCAGACAGCAUCAGAGAGCUAGCAGCAUCCUCACACCCUUUGCCUCCUGGCCCCCUGCCUCUAUUUAUUGCAUUCUGGUUCUGGCCGUACUGUGUUGCUGGGGUAAGGGCAAGCACUGGGGUCCAGAGCCCGCACAUAGGAGCCUUCUGGGUUGGAAGGCUGACAUAGGACUUGGAGUUGCAGCAUCAUCUUCCUGUCCCUGGCACCUGUGUUUGCUUGCUCCUGGGAAGAGAAGUGCUCAUGUCCUUUUCGCGUCCCAAUUA